Molecule: messenger RNA, 3677 nt
Organism: Capsicum annuum
Lineage: Eukaryota; Viridiplantae; Streptophyta; Magnoliopsida; Solanales; Solanaceae
Product: putative late blight resistance protein homolog R1A-10
Biological process (GO): defense response to other organism
Molecular function (GO): ADP binding
Source: RefSeq, a predicted model, not a curated record
GCAUAUCAUUGGUUCAAGUGUCAUCACUUAAAAUAUCCAUUACAUCACUUAAAGUCUCAUAAUAUAUAAUAAUCAUCAAACUCGAUCACAAUCAACUACGUGGUCUGCUAGUACUUGGAGUAAAAUUUGUAAAGUUACAUAAAAAGGGAAGGGAAUUAGCACAACAUAUCCAGUAACUCUCAUAUGUCACAUAUAACACGUUACAGGCAUCAUUAGUCACAGAAAAAUAUACAUGAAAACCUGUAUAUUUUAUCAUCACUGACAUAUGUAUCAAUGCAUGCAUACAAAAUGAAGUCGCAUAGGGUAGUUUUAUUUAGCGAGGAGCCUUCCUAUGCUUUUCCUGUCGCUUGUUUUUGUGAUUGACUGAGCUUGUCCGAGUGUCGGAUGAGAUAGUUUGAAGAGAUUUUCACAAAUAAGUUUUUAUACGUGUCUAUAUGUAACCGGUAAUUAUAUGUUCUAUGCGCUGUUAAAUAUUAUUAUUUCCCUUAUAUUUAGCCAACUUCAAAGAGUUAGAGAUUAAUGGAUUGUACUAUCAGAGUGCAAAAUCAGCUGUAGUAACAUAUCUGACCGGAACAUGAAACAGACUAAUAAAUCGCCAGAUCUUGUUUAGUUUAUGCCUGCCUUUUUUGCCAAUCUGUGUAUCACGUUACCUAUAAUACCAUUGACCUCUUGCAUCUUGCAGCUUUCAGGUCAUAAUCGGAAAGGCGAACGUGAAUAUAGUAGAUAUGGCUCAUGCAAGUGUGGCUUCUCUUAUGAGAACAGUAAAAUCGCUCUUGAAAUCCAAUUCACCAAUGCAAUCUCUAACAUGUGAUCACGGAGAAGAAUUUUCUGCUCUUCAUGAAAAGAUUAGUUCCCUGGAAGUAACUGUCAAGAACUUUGAGAAAAACAAUGUUUCUGGGGAAAUGAAAGAUUUGGAAGUAGAGGUAAAAGAAGUUGCAAAUAUUGUUGAACAAACAAUUCAACUAAGUGUAACUGAAGUUGUAUUGGCAAAUGAUGAAAAUCUGAGAAAAAAGGCACAAGAGAGGCUUUCUGAUAGCCUGAAACAAGUUGCUGAGGACAUUGAUCGUAUGCGAGAGUCGACAAAUAUCGUAUCAAAGGAAUCAACGGUUCAAGAGUUUCCAAGCUCAUCAAGAAAUAUCCUGAAUGUUGAGAACAGUAUAGUUGGACGUGACGAUCAAAGGGAACGGUUGUUAAAUGAUAUGACUAUAGACUUCUCUGGUGAACCCAAAGUCAUCCCGAUUGUCGGGAUUGGAGGCAUAGGUAAAACAACCUUAGUGAAAGAAGUUUACAAUCAUAAAUCAAUUCUAUGUCGUUUUGAAAUUCAUGCCUGGGCUACUGUAUCUCAACAGCACAACAGAAAGGAAAUUUUGCUGGGCCUUUUGCGAUCGACGAUCAAAAUGGAUGACACCGUUGAGAUGAAAGGUGAAGCAGAGCUAGCAGACAUGCUGCAGAAAAGCUUAAAGAAAAAGAGGUACUUAAUUGUCUUGGAUGAUAUCUGGAGUUGUGAAGUGUGGGAUGGCGUGAGACGAUGCUUUCCAGCUGAAGACAAUGUAGGGAGUCGAAUACUGUUGACUACCCGUAACAAUGAAGUAGGUUGUUAUGCUGAUACAGAGAAUCUUUCUUUGCGGAUGAGCUUCAUGGAUCAAGACAAGAGUUGGAGUCUUUUCAAAAGCGCAGCAUUUUCAAGUGAAGCAUUACCAUAUGAGUUCGAGACUGCUGGAAAGCAAAUCGCAGAUGAAUGUCACGGGUUACCACUAACUAUUGUCGUGGUUGCUGGACUUCUCAAAUUGAGAAGGGCAAUAGAAGAUUGGGAAAGUGUAGCUAAAGAUGUCAAGUCAUUUCUCACAAAUGAUCUUGAUGAACAAUGUUCACGUGUGCUUGGGUUGAGUUACAAUCACUUGACUAGCGAUCUAAAAACAUGUCUUCAGCAUUUCGGAAUUUUUCCAGAAGACAGUGAGAUACCAGUGAAGAAAUUGAUGAGAUCAUGGAUGGCUGAGGGGUUCCUGAAGUUGGAAAAUGAUUUGGAAGGAGAGGCUGAGAAGUGUUUGCAAGAGCUUGUCGAUAGAUGUCUAGUCCUCGUUUGCAAGAAAAGUCUAGAUGGAACAAAAAUUAGAUCAUGUAAGGUUCAUGAUCUAAUAUAUGACUUGUGCGUGAGAGAAAUUCAAAGGGGAAAUGUUUUUAUCAUGAACGACAUUGUGCUUGACAGUAUGCAUGAAAAGCAGCCAUUUAUGCGCGUGAUUGGUGAUGAAAUUUAUGAUUGUUACUUUGGUUUUUUUAAGGUUCUUCUUACCCCUGUACAUCGUCAGUUGAGAGAUCAUGACAACAACAAUCUUUUGAAACGAACCCGUUCUAUUUUCUCUUUUCAAUUUGAGGAUUCAAGUUUUCCUCGUGUUCUCAAAUUAGAGCUUAUUCAUUUCAAAUUACUCAGUCUUGGAGUUGAGACACAUGGAGAUUGAUUAUUUCCCUUUACAGAUACUAAGCCUCAUCUGGUUGAGGUACCUAUCAUUGCAAUGCCGUAAGAAUUUAGACAUACCUCCAGAAAUUUGUAGGUUAUGGAAUCUGCAGACAUUCAUUUUUCAAGGGUAUCCUUACUCAUCUAAAGAAAAUAAUUGUCCAGUGCAAAUUUGGGGACUAAUGCAAUUAAGGCAUCUUAAACUGCAAAGAUGUAAUUUGCCAGAUUGCCCAAGUGGAUCUGUUGACAAAGGAAGGCACAUGGGUUUUUCAAACUUACAAACUAUUUCUUACUUGUCUUCACAUUGUUGCACGAAGGAGGUUAUUAUGGGGAUUCAGAAUGUCAAAGAAUUAGGAAUCAGUGAAGGAAAUAGGAUGGGCUCUAAUGGGCUUCUCAACAAUCUUGUCCAUCUGCAGCAACUUGAAACAUUGAAUCUUACAUUUUGUCCUAGUCGACUUUUGCCAGCAAGUGCAAAAGCUUUUCCAGCAACGCUCAAGAAGCUGAAGUUUGAAAGAACUUUGCAUCAUAGCUGAAUUGCCUAACCUUGAGGUGCUGAAGCUGAUGAUUAGUGCUUGUGUUAGCAAUGAAUGUUAUCCAAGUGUUAGGGGAUUUACUCGAUUGAAGGUUUUGAUAAUUGAAGAUAAUCGUCUCAAUUACUGGAAAGCCACAAAAGACAAUUUUCCUAUCCUUGAGCGCCUUGUGCUUAACAAAUGCCAUAAUUUAAAAGAGAUACCCAUUGAGUUUGCAGAAAUCCACACACUACAACUGAUUGAGUUAACAAGUUAUCUUCCCGAACUUGGGGAAUCUGCUGCACGAAUUCAACAAGAACAAGAAGACAUCGGAAACAACCCCGUGGAUGUUCGUAUCUCCAAUCCACACGCUAGAGUGAGAAGGCUUGAUCUCGACUAAGUAUCGUGGAUUCUUCGCGCAGCUUUUGGAAAAAAGAAGACAAGGAGAGGACGAGCAACAAGAGUAUUCAAUCGGUUUCUAUCCAAUAUGGGAGUUUGAUUCGAUGAAUUUAUGUUGUAAUGUCUUCUAAGUUGUGGUGUACUUUUUCUCCUUCAUGAAACAAUUUUAUUGUGGGAACUGGAUGAUGAUUUAGUUUAAUUGGUUUAAUAUUUGUUAAAGGAUCCCUCUACAUAUAUUCCUGUAUGAUUCUCUCGAGAUGCUUUCUACCUGUGGCGGUAACUAUGUGGUAAAAUACAAGGGGGAGAGGUUAAAAAAC